Molecule: messenger RNA, 1932 nt
Organism: Cylas formicarius (sweet potato weevil)
Lineage: Eukaryota; Metazoa; Arthropoda; Insecta; Coleoptera; Brentidae
Product: N-acetylglucosamine-6-sulfatase-like
Exons: 9
Coding region: 140-1645 (501 amino acids)
Biological process (GO): glycosaminoglycan metabolic process
Molecular function (GO): glycosaminoglycan binding; N-acetylglucosamine-6-sulfatase activity
Source: RefSeq, a predicted model, not a curated record
GGUGAAAAGCAUCGGUAUAUUCGCGUUGGGCAUCCGGAUAGCGCAAGAGUGUAACGGGAUCGAGCUCGUGCCGUCCCAGUCUUAGAUCCGCACGUUAGUUUACUUAGUUGUACAUUCGCAAAUUAAAUGUGUGUCGGUAAUGGGUUUGCGUAUUAUUUUGGUGAUACUUGCGUUGUGGAGUUUCUUUGCGUACGGCGGCCGCGUUGCUCCCAAUUUCGUGUACAUCCUUACCGACGACCAGGACUUGUUACUAAACAGUUUGAUGCCCAUGAAGAAAACGCUCCGACUAAUUGCUGACAAGGGAAAGUUUUUCCAGAACGCGUUCGUCAAUACGCCCAUAUGUUGCCCCAGCAGGUCGACGAUUUUAACCGGAAAAUACGCGCAUAACACUGGCGUCGUCAACAAUUCGAUAUCGGGCAACUGCGGCGGUGAAUCGUGGCGGAAAACUCACGAGCCUGACUCGCUGGCCGCGGUUUUGAAAAGGGCCGCGAAUUACAGCACGUUUUACGCGGGCAAGUACUUGAAUCAGUACGGCUCAAAAUUGGCCGCAGGUUUAAGUCACGUCCCACCUGGGUAUGACUGGUGGAUCGGUCUCAAAGGCAACUCAAAGUACUACAACUACACGUUGUCACUAAAUGGUACCUCCAAGACAUACCGCAACGUCUAUUUGACGGAUUUGCUGGCUGAUUUCAGUUUGGACUUUUUGAAUCAAAACUCCGUCACAGCGGGCCCUUUUUUCAUGAUGGUCGCGCCGCCUGCGAGCCACGCCCCUUUUCUGCCACCCAAACGUUACUUGAACAAGUUCCCGAAAAUGACAGCCGUCCGGAACCCCUCGUUUAACUAUACACCAAAUGGCAAACACUGGGUGGUGUCGAUGCCGCCGGAGCGCUUACCCGCCGACGUUUCGGCGCUUGACCAAAUCCAUCGGCGUCGCCUUCAGACACUCCUCGCGGUCGACGACCUCAUCGAGCGUAUCAUCCUCAAACUGAAGGAGUUAAAGAUCUUCCAGCGGACCUAUGUCAUUCUUAACUCGGACAACGGCUUUCACAUAGGUCAGUUCGGUCAGCCCUGGGACAAACGGCAGCCGUACGAGACGGACGUUCGAGUGCCGUUCAUCAUUAGCGGCCCCGGCAUUCCAAAAAAGACCCUGGAAUCGUAUCCGGUGUCGUCGGUGGACGUCGCCCCGACUAUACUGGACCUCGCCGGGGUGCACCCGCCUCCUUCAAUGGACGGGCGCAGUUUCAAGAAGCGCCUGUUCAAAAACUGGAAGCAGCGCGGCUCCAGAUUCGGCUUUGUUGAGUAUUGGGGCGAGGGCGACGCGAAAACCGUCGAGCCGGCCUGUCAGGGACGGGGCGGCCCCCUCGACGACGGCAGCGUCGCCGAGUGCGACGUCGCACAAUGGUGCAAGUGUCAAGACAGCCGUAAUAACACGUACUCCUGCGUGGUCGAUUUCACCUACCGCGGGACGACUAAAUUCUGCCGUUUCGCUGACGAUUCGAAUUUCAUCGAAGUUUACGACCUGACGCAUGACCCGUACGAGUUAAGGAACGCCUAUCUCGAGACCGACCGCAAGGUCGUCAAUUAUUACGCCGCCAUUUUGAACAAAUUCCAAAGGUGCGCGGGGAAAACGUGCCGCACGUUGUAAACCUACCUCCUAGCAGAGUAGUUCUUUUUGAUUGUAUUGCCGUCACAUUUAAAAUAAAAUUCUUAACCGUCGCGAGGGAGUUUAGUUUUUAAGCCCGCAACCCGAAGUACUAUAGAAAUAAUUCGUCAAGUUUUCGUCCCAACCGAAACGCAAUAAAGUCUAUUCGCAUUGACAUGCGAAAACACUUCAAGACGGCGCUGCACACGGACCACUGAAAUUAUGCGUCAUAUCCACACGCAGACCACGAAAAUAAGCGGGCGUCGGACGCAGACCACGAAAACCGUCAC